Molecule: messenger RNA, 3112 nt
Organism: Motacilla alba alba
Lineage: Eukaryota; Metazoa; Chordata; Aves; Passeriformes; Motacillidae
Gene: ZBTB26
Product: zinc finger and BTB domain containing 26
Exons: 3
Coding region: 140-1456 (438 amino acids)
Biological process (GO): regulation of transcription by RNA polymerase II
Cellular component (GO): nucleus
Molecular function (GO): DNA-binding transcription factor activity, RNA polymerase II-specific; protein binding; RNA polymerase II cis-regulatory region sequence-specific DNA binding
Source: RefSeq, a predicted model, not a curated record
GGCGCGGCUCUUCCGGCGGGCGGACAAUGCGGUUCCGAGUCGCGGUGCUGGGCUGCGGUGGCGCCUGUCCGUAGCCGGAGGCAGGAGCGGCCGCGGGUGCCAGCGCGGGGACGCGGCCCGACGCUACAGGUGUGCCAAAAUGUCAGAAAGAUCAGAUAUUCUUCAUUUCAAGUUUGACAAUUAUGGAGAUUCAAUGUUACAGAAAAUGAACAAACUGAGGGAAGAAAACAAGUUUUGUGAUGUUGUGGUCCAUAUAGAUGAUGUUGAAGUUCACGGGCACAAAAUUGUCUUUGCUGCUGGCUCUCCUUUCUUAAGAGAUCAGUUCUUACUGAACGACUCCAGAGAUGUAAAAAUCUCCAUCCUGCAGAGUUCAGAAGUGGGGAGGCAGCUGCUUCUCUCAUGCUACAGUGGCACUCUGGAGUUCCCUGAAAUGGAACUGGUGAACUACCUGACUGCUGCGAGCUUUCUGCAGAUGAGCCACAUCGUGGAGCGGUGCACUCAGGCCCUGUGGAAGUUCAUCAAACCCAAGCAACCGCUGGAGAGCAAAGAGUGUGAGCAGCAGAGCGACUCUUCUGAGCUGAAGGAACAUCAGGGAGACGAUGACUCUCUGCAGCAAGACUCGCCCUGCAUUCAGCCUUCGGAGGACAGCAUGGACAUGGAGGAUAGUGAUAUUCAGAUCAUCAAGGUGGAGUCCAUUGGGGAGGUAACAGAAGUUAGGAAUAAGAAGGAUCAGAAUCAGUUUAUUUCUUCUGAACAAACUGCACUGCAUUCCUCAGAGCCUCAACACUUUCUUAUCAACUCCACUGUUGAGAACAGAGCAAGUGAAAUAGAGCAAAACCACCUCCACAACUAUGCCCUUUCGUACGCGGGCAGCGAUAACAUCAUUCUGGCCUCUAAAGAUAUGUUUGGGCCUAACAACCGAGGGAUAGACAAGGGCCUCCAGUGGCACCAUCAGUGUCCAAAGUGCACGAGAGUAUUUCGGCAUCUGGAAAACUAUGCUAACCACUUAAAGAUGCAUAAACUAUUUAUGUGUCUGCUCUGUGGCAAGACGUUCACUCAGAAGGGCAAUCUCCACCGGCACAUGAGAGUGCACGCAGGCAUCAAACCAUUCCAGUGUAAGAUCUGUGGGAAAACGUUCUCUCAGAAAUGUUCCUUACAGGACCACCUCAACCUGCACAGUGGGGACAAGCCCCACAAGUGUAACUACUGUGACAUGGUCUUUGCGCAUAAGCCCGUUCUGAGGAAACACCUCAAACAGCUGCACGGUAAAAACAGCUUUGACAAUGCCAAUGAAAGAAACGUGCAAGACAUAACGGUGGACUUCGAUUCAUUCACAUGUAGCGCUGCUACAGACAGUAAGGUCUGUCAGCAGGCUGAUGCCAGCCAGGUACUGGAUGCAGGGAAGCUGCCUCAGGCUGUGCUCGGUUUAAGAAACGAUAGUACCUGCGUCAAUUAAGCAAUUAAAACUCUCCCUGUGUAGGGAUCGUGACUGAGAGGAGCAAACCGUCGGUUUGGCUUCCUCCCUAAACUAGUGGUGUGCCCUGAAAGGCUACAGAUGGUUGGAUUGCAAAACCUGGCAGGUCUUCAGCCAUCACUCUUAGUCUUACUUGAUAUUUUCUGUGAAUAGCAAUCCUCCUUCAGGUUUCUGUCUAUGUCUCUACUGUGGAUUAAGGGGUUAAUAGUUUCAUUUCUCUCUGAUUAGGAGACUCAAGACUAACACCUUUUGAAAGACUGUUGCUGUGGGCUGCAAGUAAACCAUCUGCUGUGCAGUUAGAGGCCUCUCUGUGUCUGGGCAGAUGGAGGAAAGCAAAGAGGACAAGUGUGUGAGAUAACCCAAUAUUUUUUUUAAAAGGCACUGGAUAACUGAAAACACUCCAUAUACUCAAAUUUAAACUUACCUCUUAAAAUUACCUUUCUCUGAUCUUACCCCUAGACUCCUGCAGUUGAAAUGAAGUAUUUUUAUGUCACUUUUUUGCCCUUUCUAAACCUAUUUCAAGAAAUUUCUGCUGCCAAUCAAUGCUCUCUUAAAAACUCUCAGGGUUUUUAACCUCAACAUGCAUUAUGAAAAGAUGAAACCCUAAAUGAUUUGGCAGGGUUAGCUGAUCAUUGCAUAGAGCUGUUCAAACUGAGGAUAAAUUGCAGCUCUGGAAUGUGAGAGGCUGGUGCCUGGAGUGCAAAUGUGACCUGUUCUUACGCUGGCAUACCUGGGAUUUUUAAAGGGCACUUGCCAGUGCAUGUACUGAGACAAGCUAAACACUUCAAAGCUAAAAGUUAUCCUCCAUCUUCCAUAAGUUUUGCAUCACGAACCACAACAGCUGUUGGGUUUAGAGCAAAGCUGGAGUGGAGAAAUACUGCUUUUUGACACUGUGAAAAGAAUCUUUUUUAAAGCUGCAAUGUGUAACAACUCCACGAUUUUUUUUUUUGCUUUUUUCCCUCCUUAGUUCUUGUACGUCUCUCCUCGAUGUCUAAUAAGGGCCACGUGUCACUUAACUUUAAACAAAAAUACCUGCUAUAAGAACUUAACAUAAAGUUUUUUGAUUUCUUGAAGUUUUUUGAAGUGACCAUUAGUGUUUUACAGAUCCUAGGAUGAGGUAUAGGUAGCACAAUUUCUAUAGGUUAAUAUAUCAGCUAUUGACUGUACUCAGCAAUACCUCUUGUAUACCGCCUUAAACAUCAAAAUGUAGCGGGAAUGGCAUGUUAAUUUGGAUUCUGGGAUUAUACCAUACUGCUUCUCAAAAGUGCUGUGGAAUUAUCCGCAUCCCAGUCAGGCUGAAAGAAGCUUAAUUCAUCUGAGGCACACCAUUCCCAGUAGAACAGCACUGUUAGUACUGAAGUGUAGCAUAGACUAAUAAUCAAAUGGCUGAUCCUCAGCAGAGAACUGCUGUUUGUGUUUGGAGUAAGGAUUUCUUCCAGUGCAGCUCUUUUCCACAAGGUUUGCCGUGAGGCUGAGAUUAUGCUUCCUACCUAAACAUAGUACUGUUGGUGUGUUUGAAUGAGGGGUGGGGUGAAAGGCUGCUAUUGUACGGUUAAAAAUGUUAAACAGGUAUGACCAAAGGUGUGUAGAGCAAAAAGUGUUGUGUAUGUCAUUAUCAAAAGUUGGUCUUGCUCUUCA